Prorocentrum cordatum is the source of this 1381-nucleotide messenger RNA. The record is from the annotation of a GenBank genome assembly. Lineage: Eukaryota; Dinophyceae; Prorocentrales; Prorocentraceae.
GCGCGACCGCAGUGCAAGCCGCCCCAGUCGACGUGGGCGAGUGGAGCCAGACAAGCAGAUCAAGCAAUACGUUGCGAAGGUCAUUCCCGUGACACGCGCAGAAGCAGUCGAGUACGAAUGCUACAUCGAUCCACCGACGAGCGACCCCGUGCAGCAGAAGCGCUACCAGGACGAUACCCGCAGCCGCAUGGUGGAAUAUGCUACUAUGGCGCUUGCAGCCAAGCGCGCGGCCGACACUGUCGAGGCGGGGAAGUUGGACACCAAGUUGUCCGUGCUCAAGUGCAUGAUGGGGUUAACGCAGCCAACAGGGCAGCAGCUGGCUGCCAUGAGGCAGAAGAAGGAUCAAGCGGUCGAGAAGCUCAAGAAUACGCGUGCCAGAGUCAAGAUGCUCCAAGAGCAGGAGGACGAGCAGCUCGAGGAGCUGGAGAGGCUCCGCGACUACGUGGCCGAGCUCGAGGAGCAGCGCAAGGAAGAGGAAAGUGGACAGGAUACGGCCGGGCCGCCGCCUGGGCGCUUUGCUGCGCCUGUGCAUGGUGGACCGCAGUUAGGAGUGAAUCCUGGCCAGCCGUCGAACAUGUACCAGCAGCACCCGCCGCCACCGCCGCCAGCCGUUCCCAGCCCGAUGGAGGUCAUUAUGCAGCAGAUGAUGGCAAAGAUGGCACAGCAGGAUCAGCAGAUGCAGUUCAUGAUGCAGGCGAUGGGGUUUACACAAGCGCCGCCGGGGCAGGCGGCGCAGGCAGCGGCAGCGGAUGCGACGAGGCAGGCGGAGCAGGAGGCGGCAGCGAGGGCGGCGCAGCAAGCGCACGAGGCUAUGUACGGCACGGCGACACCGCGGCCGUCGAUGGCGUCCUCGCCCAUGCAGCCGCCAGUCGUGCCCGUGUCCUCGCAGCCCCCAGUUGCGCCAGAGCCGAUGGUGGUGGACGCGUCGCCGCUGCAGCCGCAGGGGCGAUUGGCAAGCCCCAGCUCGCCGCCGCCUGGUCAGCCGACGCCGCCGACGCCGCAGGCGCCAGCGCCCAGGACGCCGAUCGUGGGCACCACAGGGGGCUUGAGGUCGCCAGCCGCGCCAGUCAAGCUGCCGUCGCCCGCGGAGAACGCCAGGGAGGUCGACACCACCCCGAUCGCCGAGACGCAGCAGGCGGAGCCCGAGCAGGUGGAGCCGCCCGUCUGGCCGACGCCUAUCUCACCGACACAGCCGAUGGUGAACAGCUCUCAGAUCGACGAUCCAUACGUGGUACCGCCGCAGCACAGCGUGACCUACACGUCGCCGACGGACUCUACGGUGCAGAAGGAGAUCCGCAGGCUCGACAAAGAGAAAAGGGACUUGGAAUUGUCGUCACCGCCGAAGAAGGAGCCCAGGAAUCAGAUCGCAUCAGUGCCAGAG